This is a messenger RNA of Dromiciops gliroides (monito del monte), 2254 nucleotides long. It is a transcript of the gene TXNL1, whose product is annotated as thioredoxin like 1. The coding region runs from base 186 to 1052 and encodes 288 amino acids. The record is from RefSeq and is a predicted model, not a curated record. The transcript has 9 exons. NCBI's taxonomy places the organism in Eukaryota, Metazoa, Chordata, Mammalia, Microbiotheria, Microbiotheriidae.
CGCCCCCCGCCCCGGCUGCGGGCCCCGUUCCGUCCCUGGCGUGACUCGGCACGUCUGUCGCGGUGAGGAGAAUCCGCCGCGGCGUUAGCGCGUCUUCGUCCCCGCUUCCCCGGGACGUCCUCCCUCUUCGGUCCGGAAGCUGGUGGUGCGGUGUCCUCGGCUCCCUGCAGGCCCCUCCCGCGACCAUGGUGGGAGUGAAGGUGGUCGGGACCGACCCGGAUUUCCAGCCAGAGCUGAGCGGCGCGGGCUCCAGACUCGCCGUGGUCAAGUUCACCAUGAGAGGUUGUGGACCAUGUUUACGGAUAGCACCAGCUUUUAAUGCUCUGAGCAAUAAGUAUCCACAGGCAGUUUUUUUGGAAGUGGAUGUACAUCAGUGUCAGGGAACAGCUGCCACCAACAAUAUAUCAGCAACACCCACAUUUCUCUUUUUUCGAAACAAAGUGCGAAUCGACCAGUAUCAAGGAGCAGAUGCUGUGGGAUUAGAAGAAAAAAUUAAGCAACACUUAGAAAACGACCCUGGAAACAAUGAAGACACGGAUAUCCCCAAAGGCUAUAUGGAUUUAAUGCCCUUUAUUAACAAAGCUGGAUGUGAAUGUCUUAAUGAAAGUGAUGAGCAUGGAUUUGAUAACUGUUUACGCAAAGACCCUUCCUUUUUGGAAUCUGACUGUGAUGAACAGCUGCUUAUUACUGUGGCUUUCAAUCAACCUGUUAAGCUUUAUUCCAUGAAAUUUCAAGGGCCAGAUAAUGGUCAGGGUCCUAAGUAUAUAAAAAUCUUUAUCAAUCUACCCCGAUCUAUGGAUUUUGAAGAGGCAGAAAGAAGUGAACCAACUCAAGCCCUGGAACUAACACAAGAUGAUAUUAAAGAAGAUGGUAUUGUCCAACUUCGUUAUGUUAAAUUCCAAAAUGUUAACAGUGUAACUUUAUUUGUUCAGUCCAAUCAAGGUGAAGAAGAAACAACAAGAGUUUCAUAUUUUACAUUUAUUGGUACUCCAGUUCAAGCAACAAAUAUGAAUGACUUCAAACGACUGAUUAAUCCAACUCAAAUGAACUAAAAACACAGAAGAUUUUUUUAAAUGAAGUAAUAUAGAGAUUGAUCUUGUCCCACUCUGCUCCCUUCCUUGCUUCUCUGCUCAUCUAGCACCUGUCUGCUCUCACCCUUUCCACAGUAUCACCAUUGCUGGUGCAAGAGCCUUCUCUACAGCUCCUAUCAUCUGGAUCUGCCUUCUUGUGUCCAUAUUUCAUCAGCCAUCUCUCUUCAGUUCCCACUUUAGUUCAUUUCUCUUACUUGGGCUAUUAAUUUUGUUUUCUUUACAACUAAGUGCUUUUAUUUAUUCACCAUACCAUGUGUCUUAUACUGCUUUCUGUUAAUUUUUAAUUUCUUGCUAUUUUUUACCUAAUUUAAUAAGGCAUUUUAAAGAAGUUGUACUUUAAAUCACAAUUUGAAGUACAAUUCUCCUUAAUUUUUAUAUUUACUAAAUGUGAUAUGAAAUAAUCAGUCCUGAAGGCUGCUUUUAGUUUUUGUUUUGGGAUAUCAUGUAUCCUUUAGUUGAUUUCAUUUAGCAAAUUAAAUAUUGCUUAACCCAUGAUAGCAUUUUCAGGUCCUUUUGUACUCACAUAAUAUUUUGGGUAGGCUUUGAGAGUUGGAGAAGGGUGGUAAGAGAGGAUGCAAGGUUCUACCUCAUUUCUGAUUGAUUUUGUAUCCUGAUAGAUUAGAAGGCUUUUAAGAGGUAGUUAUUUCUUUUCUUUUCUUUGGAUUUAUGUGUGUUUAAACUUGAAGAAUAUAAAUUAAAGUUGUACUGUAUAUCAGGGUAACAGAAAGCACAGGGCCAGAUAGAGGAUAGGGGUAAAAUAUUAAAAUAGAAGGCAGUCUGAAUCUUUUCAAAAAACCAAAAUCUUUAUCACCUAGUAUUGAUGUACCCUAGAUGCUGUUAGUCAGUGAAGUGAUGUAUGGGCUCAGAGAAGAAGGAAAAAAACGCUUAGGGCUUGGGGGUGGGAAAUCCAAAUGUACUGGUAUGCUUAAUUUCUUUUUUUUACAGAGAAUACACAUUGGCAAGUUGAGAGGUAUCAACCUGUGAAACCAGUAGUUGGUAAGAAAGGAGAAAGCCAUUAAGAUGCAGAAGACACUGGAAAGACCUUAUUGCAAUCAAAAUGGAUCUUCACUUUAUCUACGGCUCCUGGAUAAUUGCUUGACCCUAGCCAGAGACUGUCAAUGUUUCCUUUAAUGCCAUUACCAAUAAAUCAUUGCUUUUGUUCA